Messenger RNA from Brettanomyces nanus, 2568 nucleotides. RefSeq names its product AMP deaminase (gene AMD1). The record is from RefSeq and is a predicted model, not a curated record. The transcript has a single exon. Gene Ontology annotation, cellular component: cytosol. Lineage: Eukaryota; Fungi; Ascomycota; Pichiomycetes; Pichiales; Pichiaceae. Bases 1 to 2568 code for a protein of 855 amino acids. Gene Ontology annotation, molecular function: AMP deaminase activity. Gene Ontology annotation, biological process: IMP salvage; AMP metabolic process.
AUGAGCAAAUCUGAUACCGAUUCUGUUGCCAAUGACUUGUAUCAAUUCCAUCUUCCUAGUACUAGUGGCACUAAGUACCCUGACACUGGUGUCUACUCGGACGACAAUUCCGAUGGUAAAGAUUCCGUUUACAUCCCCGAAGAGGACAACCUAGUUGAAGGUGAGGAUAGUGUUGGUAAUGUCUCCAAUAUUGCCGCCAUGAUACGAGCCGGUAGUGCCCAUUUCUCGUAUCAGGAAGACGCUGAUUUGAGAGAUAGAGAGGCCCGUGAGGAUGCUUACGAUUCAAUAAGUUCUCCUAAGGCUUCGCCGUCUUCUUCGGUGAAUUCCCGUCGCACCAGAAGAUCUUCGUUGGCUGGUGGCGACUUUAUUCCCAAAUCCACUGUCUCCAAGAAGUCUAAGAAUCCUAAGGAUCCACUGUCUCCUUCUGCUGCCCCUCCUGCCUUAACUCUUCCCGUUGCGUCCACUACAACAAUCAACACUUCCAAGGAAACGUCGACUACUUCAAGUGGUGCCAAGUUUCAGUACAAUCCGCUUACGCAUGAGUUACGCAGUGUGGCUAAGAUUGCAGCGGCUGAGGCAUCACCUCCUGUUGAUGAGUCACCUUCUAAGAUUUCCCCCAGCAUUCCAAGACGACUUCAUUUCAACGUUGCUGGUGUCUUUGCCAGUGAUGAUGGUGUGAUUCCUGAACCUCCUUCUCCUGAGCUUAUUAAGAUUUAUAAAGAUCUGGAUUGGGCCAUGAAGACCAGAGCCAAGUACCAGCAGUUGUCCUUUCAAAAUGACGGUGACAAUCCGAAAAAUCAAGACGAUUGGAAGAUUUACCCCAGACCUCCCCCACCUUUCUGGCGUAAGGGUGAUCAGUAUGCCCUAGACAGAUUACUGGACGAAGGUGAUGAGACCGCUGAUGCCUUUGAUCUCUCCAAGUGUGAAAUUCCAGGCUUGGAUACCGACCAUGAUUUUACCAUCAAUAAGGAGGACGUAUUUCAGGUGAUAGACAAACUCACAGAGGAGCCCGUUUCCUAUAUUCCUACCAUCAAGGAUUAUUAUUUGGAUAUGGAAAGGCUGAUCAACAUUGCGUCUGACGGACCUACCAAGUCCUUUGCUUUUAGACGGUUAGAAUUCUUGGAAGCCAAAUGGAACUUGUACUAUCUUUUGAAUGAUCACGAGGAGACCUCUGAGUCCAAGAGAAAUCCUCAUAGAGACUUUUACAACGUUCGUAAAGUAGAUACUCACGUUCAUCACUCAGCAAGUAUGAACCAGAAGCAUCUUCUUCGGUUUAUCAAGCAUAAGAUGCGUGAGUGUCCAGACGAAAAGGUGAUUAAAAGAGACGGUAAAGUUCUGUCACUUUUCGAGGUGUUUGAAUCUUUGCAUUUGACUGCCUACGAUUUGAGUAUUGACACUUUGGACAUGCACGCCCACAGAGAUACGUUUCAUCGGUUCGACAAGUUCAACUUGAAGUAUAAUCCUAUGGGAGAGUCUCGUUUACGUGAGAUUUUCCUUAAGACAGACAACUACAUUAAUGGAAGAUACCUUGCAGAAAUUACCAAAGAAGUGUUUUGUGACCUUGAGGCUUCCAAAUAUCAGAUGGCUGAAUACAGAAUAUCUAUUUAUGGUAGGUCAAUCGAUGAGUGGGACAAACUUGCCUCCUGGGUUAUUGAUAACAAGCUAUUUUCGCAUAAUGUACGCUGGUUGGUCCAAAUUCCAAGGUUGUACGAUGUGUACAAGAAGAAUGGCAUAGUGACCAACUUCCAAGAAAUUGUUAUCAAUCUUUUCAGGCCACUCUUUGAGGUGACUCGGGAUCCUUCCUCGCACCCUAAGUUGUAUGUGUUUUUGCGGCGUGUCAUUGGCUUCGAUUCCGUCGAUGAUGAAUCAAAGACCGAUAGACGUUUCCACAAGAAGUUCCCAUUCCCUCGGAAAUGGGAUUCGGAGUACAACCCUCCUUACUCUUAUUAUAUUUAUUACAUGUACGCCAACAUCGCCUCUUUGAAUGUUUGGAGAAAGCUUAGAGGCUUUAACACUUUCGUUCUAAGACCUCAUUGCGGUGAAGCUGGUGACCCUGAGCAUUUGAUUUCUGCCUAUCUCACCUCUGAAGGUAUCUCCCAUGGUAUUCUGCUAAGAAAAGUACCAUUUGUUCAAUACCUAUUUUAUCUGAGCCAGAUUGGAAUUGCCAUGUCGCCACUUUCCAAUAAUGCUCUUUUCCUAAACUAUGAGAAAAAUCCAUUUCCGGCUUAUUUUAGACGUGGAUUGCAAGUUUCAUUGUCUACUGACGAUCCCUUGCAGUUCUCUUAUACCCGUGAACCAUUAAUUGAGGAGUAUUCAGUGGCUGCACAAAUUUGGAAACUCUCCAAUGCAGAUAUGUGUGAGUUGGCCAAGAACUCUGUGUUUAUGAGUGGCUUUGAGAGGCAGCUUAAGCGUCACUGGCUUGGUUCGAAAUUCAAUGUUCUGGGAUCAGACGGUAACAAUGUUGAGAAGACCAAUGUUCCCGAUAUUAGACUGAUUUACAGGGCAGAGACGUUGAAGACUGAGACUGACCUUGUUUCUUAUUACUCAUCUCUGGAUUAUAAAGAAUGA